Messenger RNA from Pelmatolapia mariae (spotted tilapia), 6439 nucleotides. RefSeq names its product protein NLRC3-like. Gene Ontology annotation, biological process: intracellular signal transduction. The transcript is spliced from 12 exons. The record is from RefSeq and is a predicted model, not a curated record. NCBI's taxonomy places the organism in Eukaryota, Metazoa, Chordata, Actinopteri, Cichliformes, Cichlidae. Gene Ontology annotation, molecular function: protein binding. Bases 178 to 3765 code for a protein of 1195 amino acids.
CACACCCACAGAGGAGCGGUGUUACUCAGAGACUGACUGGAUUAAACGGAACAGAAGUUUUUAUAACAUAACAGAGUCCAGUUCGACCACAUCAUCUUACUGAGGUCUGUACUACGAAGCAGGAUUAGAUCUUAUUCAGGUGAAGGUAGAAAGUGUGUGUGAGCUGAAUUGAGCAGCAUGGAUCAGUGUGAGGACAGAGAGGAGGGAGUCCCUCCCUCUAAAAGCACUCUGUGUGGGGAACAUGAGAGCCAGACCAAAGCUCAGAGCCCAGAGCUGUGGGGCGUACCAGGCUCAGCUGGACAUAACCCUAAAACUAAUCCAGAACCUGGACCUGAACCCAGCUGUGUUUCCUUAAAGAGCAACGAGUCGAAGAGUAUUGGUGAUGACUUUAAAAAUGAACUUUUCUUAAAGAUCAAUAAGAGGCCAGAAUCUCCUGGACCUGAACCCAGCUGUGUUUCCUUAAAGAGCAACAUGUCCAAGAGUAUUGGUGCUGACUUUAAAGGCUGUUCUUCUGCUGCUGAGAGAGUGGAGCAGGAGAGAGCAGAGGUUUCCACUGGUCAGUCUGCACAGCAACAUCAAACACACCUGGACUCUGUGGUUACGCUGCUGGAGGAUAACAUCACCAUGUUUGUGAAGAACGAGCUGAAGAAGAUCCAGAAGCUUCUGAGUCCAGAUCACCCAGAAACUUUAAAGAGCCAGAUGGAGGAUGAGGAGAUGUUUGAAGGUGAGGAUGAAGAUGAAAGAAAAAGCUGCAGAGAAGCAUUUCUGAAGAUCACACUCCACUUCUUGAGGAGACUUAAGCAGCAUGAGAUGCUUGACCAUCUGCAGAGCAAAAUAUUUGCUCCACUCUGUAAACGUGAACUUAAAGCCCAACUGAAGAAGAAGUUCCAGUGUGUGUUUGAGGGCAUCGCUAAAGCAGGAAGCCCAACCCUUCUGAAUCAGAUCUACACAGAGCUCUACAUCACAGAGGGAGGGACUGCAGAGGUCAAUGAUGAACAUGAGGUCAGACAGAUUGAAAUAGCAUCCAGGAAACCAGACAGACCAGAAACAACCAUCAGACAAGAAGACAUCUUUAAAGCCUCACCUGGAAGAGACGAACCAAUCAGAACAGUGCUGACAAAGGGAGUGGCUGGCAUUGGGAAAACAGUCUUAACACAGAAAUACAGCCUGGACUGGGCUGAAGACAAAGCCAACCAGGACAUCCAGUUCAUAUUUCCAUUCACUUUCAGAGAGCUGAAUGUGCUGAAAGAGGAAAAGUUCAGCUUGGUGGGACUUGUUCAUCACUUCUUUACUGAAACCAAAGAAGCAGGAAUCUGCAGCUUUGAAGACUUCCAGGUUGUGUUCAUACUUGAUGGUCUGGAUGAGUGUCGACUUCCUCUGGACUUCCACAAAACUACAAUCCUAACUGACCCUAGAAAGUCCACCUCAGUGGAUGAGCUGCUGACAAACCUCAUCAGAGGGAACCUGCUCCCUUCCGCUCGCCUCUGGAUAACAACACGACCUGCAGCAGCCAAUCAGAUCCCUCCUCAGUGUGUCGACAUGGUGACAGAGGUCAGAGGGUUCACUGACCCACAGAAGGAGGAGUACUUCAGGAAGAGAUUCAGAGAUGAGGAGCAGGCCAGCAGGAUCAUCUCCCACAUCAAGAAAGCUCGAAGCCUCCACAUCAUGUGCCACAUCCCAGUCUUCUGCUGGAUCACUGCUACAGUUCUGGAGGAUGUGCUGGAAACCAGAGAGGGAGGACAGCUGCCCAAGAACCUGACUGAGAUGUACAUCCACUUCCUGGUGGUUCAGGCCAAAGUGAAGAUGGUCAAGUAUGAUGGAGGAGCUGAGACAGAUCCACACUGGAGUCCAGAGAGCAGGAAGAUGAUUAAAUCUCUGGGAAAAUUGGCUUUUGAUCAGCUGCAGAAAGGAAACCUGAUCUUCUAUGAACCAGACCUGACAGAGUGUGGCAUCGAUAUCAGAGCAGCCUCAGUGUGCUCAGGAGUGUUCACACAGGACUUUAAAGAGGAGAGAGGACUGUACCAGGACAAGGUGUUCUGCUUCAUUCAUCUGAGUGUUCAGGAGUUUCUGGCUGCUCUUCAUGUCCAUUUGACCUUCAUCAACUCUGGAAUCAAUCUGCUGGAAGAGCAACAAACAGGCUCUCAGACAGAAAAAUAUUUUUACCAGAGUGCUGUGAACAAGGCCUUACAGAGCCCCAAUGGACACCUGGACUUGUUCCUUCGUUUUCUCUUGGGACUGAAGACUAAUCAAACUCGUUUGCAAGGCCUGAUGACACAGACAGGAAGUAGCUCACAGACCAAUCAAGAAGCAGUUCAGUGCAUCAAGGAGAAGCUCAGUGAGAAUCUGUCUGCAGAGAAAAGCAUCAAUCUGUUCCACUGUCUGAAUGAACUGAAUGAUCGUUCUCUACUGGAGGAGAUCCAACAGUCCCUGAGAUCAGGAAGUCUCUGCACAGAUAAACUGUCUCCUGCUCAGUGGUCAGCUCUGGUCUUCAUCUUACUGUCAUCAGAAAAAGAUCUGGAUGUGUUUGACCUGAAGAAAUACUCUGCUUCAGAGGAGGCUCUUCUGAGGCUGCUGCCAGUGGUCAAAGCCUCUAAAAAAGCUCUGCUGAAUAGCUGUAACCUGUCAGAGAGAGCAUGUGAAGCCCUGUCCUCCUCUCUUCAACUAGAAGACUGUGAGCUCAGAGCUCUAGACCUGAGUAACAACAACCUGCAGGGCUCAGGUUUGACAAUACUGUCUUCUGGACUGAAGACUGCAAACUGGAAACUGGAAACACUCAGAUUGAGUGUCUGUAAUCUCUCAGAGAGCAGCUGUGAAGCUCUGACUUCACUUUUCAGCUCCCAGCCCUCUAGUUUGAGAGAGCUUGACCUGAGUAACAAUGACCUAAAGGACUCUGGAGUGGAAGUUUUAUCUUCUGGACUGAAAAGUCCAUAUUGUGAACUGGAAACACUCAGGCUGUCAGGCUGCCUGAUCACAGAGGAAGGUUGCAAGUCUCUGGUCUCAGCUUUUAGCUCCAGUUCUUCCCAUCUGAAAGAGCUGGACCUGAGCUACAAUAACCCAGGAGAGGCAGGAGUGAAGAUGCUUGAGCAGCUAAGACUGGACACUCUGAGGGCGGAGCCUGCUGGAGUCCGAUGGUUGAGACCAGGUCUGAGGAAGUAUUCCUGUCAACUCACAAUCGACACAAACACAGUGAACAAUUGCCUCCAACUGUCUGACAACAACAAGAAGGUGACACAUGUGUUAGUGUCUCAGUCAUAUCCUGAUCAUCCAGACAGAUUUGAUGUUUGGCAUCAGCUGCUGUGCACAGAUCCUCUGACUGGUCGCUGUUACUGGGAGGUCGAGUGUAGAGAGGAGGUUCUAUUAUCAGUGAGUUACAGAGGAAUUGGAAGAAAAGGAAGGAGUUAUGAGUGUAUUUUUGGAUUAAAUAAUCAGUCCUGGAGUCUGAGCUGCUCUGCUGGUCCUCCCUCUGUGUGGCACAAUAAGAGACACACAUCCGUCUCCUCCUCCUCCUCCUCCUCCUCCUCCUCCUCCUCCUCUGUCUCUAACAGAGUAGCAGUGUAUGUGGACUGUCCUGCUGGCACCCUGUCCUUCUACAGAGUCUCCUCUGACACUCUGAUCCACCUCCACACCUUCAACACCACAUUCACUGAACCUCUUUAUCCUGGAUUUGGGUUAUUGAAUCCAAGUACAGCAAGUUCAUUUCGUCCCAUGCCUUUUUCUGUUACUAAACUAUGGUAUGGCGUUGACUCGGUCACUCUGUGUAGUUAGAGUCUUCCCCUGUUAGUGAAACAGUCUGACUGUUGAACAGAUAGUUCAGUCUGUACAUGUCUGUCUUAUCAAAUUCGGUUCUUUUAAAUUCUUUACCGACAGAGAAAAACCUGACUCAGUGUGGUCAAAAUAAUAAUUAUUUUAUUCAAGCAUUACUUUCCGGAAAGGGAUGUGCACAGGCUAAAUCCUGAGCAGAUCUGAAGCAUUAGAAGCCAAAAUGAGCAUAACAUAGUUAGUCAUACGUCACACAUAGUCACACAUAGUCACACAUAGUUUCGAUAUAAACAACUCUGCCUAGUUUCACUUCCUGUCCAAAUCCUGUUCUCUGCAGCUCUGCACAAAACUUCCUGUUCUAAGCCUCCUCUAAAAUAAGACUCCGUUGUCAAGGCAACCUGUCACCCUCUGACCUAUUUUAUACUCAAAGUUGGCCCUCUCUUAAGCUGGAAGCAAACUAUAAUAAAAACAAGUAACAAUAAGAACUAAAUAAGCACUAAGAAUAUAUGUUUAUUCCGUAACAGCCUCCCCCUUUUUGUCUUUCCUAAGAAAGACGACAUAAUACCUAAGUUAUCCCCUUAACUUUACUUGCAUGUGAGAAUAAUAGCUAAAGUAUAACAAAAGAAACCAUACGAAAUAAAACGAAACCUUUCAAUUGCCCAACCAUAUAUGUCAUCCGUCCCCUCAACGGGUUGUGUAUUUUCAAUGUUCCCUUAUUAUUGUGGCAUAAUUACUUCUAUCCACAACAAACAAAUCAAACAAAUAAGUCAAACUCUAAGGCCGCACCUCGCAUCUACGCCGGACUGUGAGUUGUCCUACCUUUACUUCCUACACCCCCUUUUCACCCAGAAUCACAGUUUAAACUCACUUCUGACUUCCCUCAUGGUAAAAUCCAAACAGAUAUAAUUAGCUUUUCCUAGUAAACGGUCCUAGAUUACUUUUGUAAAUCUAUGGAAAAACAGUCUCUAUAGAGUUAACCCGUUUCCUCUUUAAAAAAUACUCCUGGUUUCUUAACACACAACUUACAGUUCACUUAAUUGUCCCUUUGUCCCCCUUUAACGGGUAGACCAUAUCCGGCAUGACCACUGUGUUUGGGCAAUGGACAUCACAUAAAAAUCAUACAAACUAUCACUAAAGCUCCUCCUUCCAUUACUCUUCAUUACUUUGUGCUCACACUAUAACCUCUGUCUAACGAGCUUUUGAUCUUCUUUACAAUCUAAACAACUAAUCUUCUGGGAGGUUUCUCUGUGGUCUAUGCUUCCUUUGGGUCCCCCUUUUUUUGGCCAGAUCCGUUUGGUCUGGUGCUUCCUGGAUUCUUGCCAACCCCUUCAUGGUUUUGCUGUGGUUCUGGAAUCUGCUCCUUCUUCUGUAAAGGACAGAAAAUGAAAACACCUGUCUGCGACGCAUCAGUCAUCUAAUGUGUUCAUCCAUUGUUCUUUUAGUUAUUCAAAGUUAGUUCAGACAAUCAUGUUUGGGACUCUCUGAUCUACAGGAUUAGUCUAAGUAUUAUUUAUGUGUGUAAGCGUGUUUGUAUUUACCCUCUGCACUCUAAGUCAUUUUCCUACAUUUUCAUCCUAUAUAUGAACAAAGCUUAUGACCUUCACAAGACUGAGUAGCAAUUCCUUUGAGGACAAUUGCAAUGUGUGUAUGAAAACUAGUUAUAACCGCUUAUUCUAGUAAAAGAGAUCAAAGAGAAAUCAAACACUUUCAAUCUUAACGUCUUCCCUUCUUACACCAAAGCAUGUUUCCUUCAGCCUGCUGUCCCACAGUUUCCCCUUCAGUGUGGUACUCAGCUUCUCAUAAACACAGGCAUUUUAUCUUCUAAAGAGGAUUCAUUUUAUUUUAAUCCUUUAAGCUUAAACAUGAAAAUAAUGAUUUAUGCGUAAGUUUUACCAUAGCUAAGUUAUCAAGCACGCAAAAAGUCAUAAACUGAUCAUGGAACCCAUUGUUUCAAAUUAAACCUAAAAUUCCCCCUCUGACACUGUCAGGGUUCCUGGGUCGUUGACCCAGUGCUUUCAGUUUUGUCACGUUUAGUUUAUGUUGCCCCAUCAAUGUUCUCACUUCCUGCUUUUCCUGUGUCAGCUCGUCUCUUGUGUCGUUUGCCAGAUUAUGUUCAGCUGUGUUCUCACUGGUCUCUCAUUAUCAUCCUCAUCAGUCUGUGUAUUUAAGUCCUCUGUUUCCACUCGUUCACUGUCGUGUCAUUGAUGUUGUCACUGCCAUUUCCAUGUGUUCCGUUCUGUUCAGUCACUUCAGUUCAGCCAGCCAUUUCAAUAAAUACCAUUAUCCUGCACCGUGAGUCCAGCGUUUGGGUCCUCCUCUUCUCAUUCACACACGAAACCCUGACAGACACAUUUUAUGUGUCACACAAAAUGAAAAUGCUUCACCACAUCUAGGAAAUUAAAAGAAAAAGGUUAGUCAUAUUAUUUCUCAGAACACCUCAGCGAUUCUCCUCUCGAGUAUAUUUGCUCCGGGCCUGCAAACCUGUGUUAAGAAAUGAAAUCAGUUUAAUUAUCAAGUUAAAUCUGUUGAACUCCUGGCUCCACCCAGAGCCUGCAUCCGCAGAACUACCUAAAAACAAAACCUGUGUGUUAACAUGAACUUCACAUUUGAAAACCCCAUUUUUUGUUUUAUUUUUAUUUAUUUAUUUAUUUUUACUUUGCUCUUGUUUUCCUGCAAUACC